Rhopilema esculentum is the source of this 3758-nucleotide messenger RNA. RefSeq names its product intraflagellar transport protein 56. Lineage: Eukaryota; Metazoa; Cnidaria; Scyphozoa; Rhizostomeae; Rhizostomatidae. Gene Ontology annotation, biological process: intraciliary transport involved in cilium assembly; intraciliary anterograde transport. The record is from RefSeq and is a predicted model, not a curated record. Gene Ontology annotation, cellular component: intraciliary transport particle B; ciliary basal body; ciliary base. Gene Ontology annotation, molecular function: intraciliary transport particle B binding; protein binding.
GACAAGGACCCCAAGCUUGUCUUCUACUACCAAAGGUUGCGGAGGAGCUUCUACAAAAAACAGGUUGUUGUCGUUCUGCUCAUUAUUGCUGUGGCAACUGCUUGAAACAGGCCAAGAUACGGAGUCAUCUAUUGCUGAAUAUUCAUGAGUGUUAUGCUGAUAUUCAAUUGAAUAAAGCUCAGGAUGCAAAGAGUGUGAUUAUUUGAGUAGAAAGAUUGUGUUUGUUGUGAUUUAAGUUACUCAGCAUGUUGUUACAAAGAGCAAAGCCAGCUGUUGGCCAAGGCUCAGCAGCCCCUGCCAAAGAGGGGAAAAAGAAGAAGAAACUUCCAAAAUUAAAUGACUUUCUUGAGAACAGAGAUUUCACUGGAGCUGCCACACUGCUAGAGUUUAACAGGAAUGCUGGAAAAAUAUCUGACUCUACUGAUGAAUGGAUUGCAUACUGCUCUUUUCACUUAGGAGACUAUAAAAAGGCUUUGGAGGAAUACAAGAACAUUGUUAAAACAAACAGUUCUCCUGAUAUAAUGUGCAAUAUUGCUUGCUGCUGUUUUAUGCUUGGCUUAUAUGAGGAGGCACUGGAGUAUGCUGAGAAAGGAGGCAAAAGUAAACUUCAAAACAGAUUAUUAUUUCACCUUUCACAUAAGUUUAGUGAUGAGAAGAAACUGAUGUCAUAUCAUUCACAACUUCAAGAUGUUAUUGAGGAUCAGCUCAGCCUGGCCUCAAUCCACUACCUGCGAAGCCAUUUCCAGGAGGCUAUUGAUAUUUACAAGAGGAUUUUGCUGGAUAACCGAGACUAUUUGGCGCUCAACGUAUAUGUUGCUUUGUGCUACUAUAAAUUGGACUACUUUGAUGUUUCGCAGGAAGUCCUAUCUGUGUAUCUUCAACAUUUCCCAGACAGUGCAGUAGCCGUCAACCUAAAAGCGUGUAAUCAUUUCAAAUUAUAUAAUGGAAAAGCUGCAGAGGCUGAACUCAAGGCUUUGCAAGAAGUUGCAAGUCCAUCAUUUAGCUUUGCCAAAGACUUGAUCAAGCACAACAUGGUUGUUUUUCGUGCUGGGGAAGGAGCUUUGCAAGUUUUGCCUCCAUUGGUUGAUGCUCUGCCAGAAGCGAGGCUGAAUCUUGUCAUUUAUUAUUUACGUCAAGAUGACGUCACUGAAGCAUAUAGUCUUAUCAAAGAUCUUGAACCAACAACACCAAGUGAGUACAUUCUCAAAGGCACUGUCAAUGCCACAAUGGGACAAGAACAGCGAUCGAGAGAGCAUGUAAAGAUUGCUCAGCAAUAUUUUCAACUUGUUGGUGGUUCAGCUAGUGAAUGUGAUACCAUUCAUGGGAGGCAAUGCAUGGCCUCCUGCUUUUUUCUGUUGAAGCAAUUUGAAGAUGUUUUAAUUUACUUGAACUCAAUCAAGAGCUACUUUUACAAUGAUGAUCACUUUAAUUUCAACUAUGCCCAAGCAAAAGCAGCAGUUGGAAACUACAAAGAGGCUGAAGAGGUAUUUCUUCUUAUACAAUCUGACAAGAUAAAGAACGAUUAUAGCUAUAUUGCAUGGCUCUGCAGAUGUUAUAUCAUGAACAGAAAAGCUCGUCUUGCUUGGGAGAUGUACUUGAAGAUGGAAACAUCAUCAGAGUCCUUCAGCUUAUUACAGCUCAUUGCCAAUGAUUGCUAUAAGAUGGGUCAGUUUUAUUAUGCUGCCAAGGCAUUUGACGUAUUGGAGAGACUUGAUCCAAACCCUGAGUACUGGGAAGGGAAAAGAGGUGCCUGUGUAGGCAUCUUCCAGAUGAUUAUAGCUGGCCACGAGCCAAGGGAAACAUUGAGAGAUGUCAUUCAGCUGCUUAGGAACACAGCCAACCCUCAAGUGGAGUAUAUCACAAGAACAAUGAAGAAAUGGGCUAAAGAUAAUAGAAUACCUAUAUCUUAGAUGUAAGCAAAUACUGUAUGAGACAUUUGUUUCUACGCACCUAUAUGUCCAGGGAAAAAACUUCAUUUGAGGAAAAAUUUCAGUAAUUGAAAUUGAUAAAUCUUUCUUUUCAAAACGAGCUUACAAUAUGAACUCAAGUACCUGUAUUUGCAUGGAAAGAAAAUGCACAAAGUAUUUGCUUAAUUUUAUUUAUGUUAAUAUCUUAAUGUUUUAAAGUCUUUCUGUAGAUAUGCUUAAUCUGGCAUGUAUAGAUAUUAAGUAUCUAGAAUGUCCUUGUGAUUUAGUAAAAGUUAAACUCUGGUAAUUUAUCUUUGACCAAUUUUUCAAUUUCCUCAAUGUCAUUGUGCAGUUUUGGUUGUCAUAAUUUGUACAAGAUACCUAGAAACACAUUAUCUGGUUGUAGUUUUACAGUCAUACCUUCAUAAAAAUGUGUUGGAUUUUUCAAUCAUCUUAGCUGAUAUUCACGGUGAAAAUUUUUCUAGAAACAUAAGUAUUGGUCUCAUUAGACUACUAUAAAUAUGAUAUUGGUUCUUGACUUGGCAACAUUAGUAUUAGAGAUAAGACACUUAGUAUCAGGGAUAAUAAAACAACAUCACUAGAAACAGUAAAAACAAGUUGUUUCAAAAUUGCUUGGAAAAUGGGUAUAUUCCCCUCCCCUCAGGACAUAAUAGUAAAAGGCAAGAGAAACUUCAUUUACGAAGAACCAAAUGUUUCUGCAAGCACAUGGGCAAAUGUAUUCAGGGUUACCCAAGUUUUCAGCAGUAGGUAGCUCACCAAAGGCAAAUCAGCCUUGAUAAUAACUUAGCUUAUGUGUUAUUUCCCAAUGACAGUUUCCCACAUGACUUAGAAAAAGAAAGAUUAAAUCAUUUUGUUAGCCUGUCACAUCGGAUCUGAAACAAGAUUAGCCAAGGGGCAAUUGUUUUCCUUAAACAACAAAUCACGAAAAUGGUUUAACUUCUGCCCUUCUCUAUUAUGUCACAGUAAUCCAGAAAAAAUUAACUGUAGGAACCCUAUGUUAAAAUAGACUGCAUCCAAUUAUAGAAACUAUUCUAGAAAAAUGACUGAAAAAACUGGAGUACUUCAGAAAUACAAAAACAAAAUGUAAUACGUUACUUUUUAUGUAUGACUUUCCCUUAUUAAAUUAACUAACAAUAUUUACAGAAGUGCUGUAUCCCUAAAUAUCAAUUUAGCACUAAGCUACAGCUCAACAAAACAUCAAAUUUAAAUAAAACUUUAUAUAGUAAGGCUUUUAAACGAUGAAAGUUGAUUUAAGGAUUACCUAAUGAAUCACAAGAAAUGUAACAAUAUGAGGCCCUAAACCUGAUUUGAAAUUUUCAUUUAAUCUUUGUAGAAAGGUCUUCACCUAAUCGGUUAAAUAAUGGGCAAGGACAACUAAAAAAUGGUUUAAAAGCUGGAUAUCUGGAGUUGAAACUGCGUUUGAUGUUAAAUUGAUGGAUAAAGUUUUGGCGCCAUGUACGUCGAUAUUUGAGAAAAUGGCGCGCAACACGUUGAAAAGGCGACACUAAGAAGGGCUGGCGUUAAACUUACAUUAUUAUUUAUGCAAAAACUGUUCAGCACCUUUAAGUUGCAUUAUUCAUUAUUAAAUGUCAUUUAAAAUUCCUGGCUUUGGCUCUGGCUUGCUUUGCCUUUGUGCUCAGUUUUCUUCGGCAACAACACUGACUGGAUGUUCGGUAGCACGCCACCCUGCGCAAUGGUCACGCCUGAGAGAAGUUUAUUCAGUUCUUCGUCAUUUCUUAUUGCCAACUGUAAAUGUCUUGGGAUUAUACGACUUUUCUUGUUAUCACGAGCUGCAUUUCCAGCCAACUCAAGAAUUUCAGCGGACAGGUA